Caenorhabditis bovis is the source of this 1290-nucleotide messenger RNA. The record is from the annotation of a GenBank genome assembly. NCBI's taxonomy places the organism in Eukaryota, Metazoa, Nematoda, Chromadorea, Rhabditida, Rhabditidae.
AUGUUUCGCCGAGUUUUGCCGUCGGUUCGACGAAUUUCAGCGGCGAAACGUUUUUCCAGCGGCGUCGACGGCGAUUCGUAUAGGCUCAAUGAAUACAGCGUCAAAUAUUUGGGGAAUAGAGAGGCGACGUUCACUGAAAAACUGAAGAUUCAUGAUGAUAAAUGGGCGCCGACGAUUCCAAUCUAUCGCGUCACCGACGCAUUGGGAAAUGUGCUCGAUUCGAGUCAAGACCCGAAAUUUUACGAGCAGACAUCGCUGAAAAUCUACAAGACAAUGACUCAAUUGAAUAUUAUGGACCGAAUUUUGUAUGAAUCGCAGAGGCAAGGAAGAAUCUCGUUUUAUAUGACCAGUUUUGGCGAAGAGGGAAAUCACGUCGGAUCGGCGUCGGCUCUCGAACCGCAAGAUUUGAUCUACGGCCAAUAUCGCGAGGCUGGUGUGUUGCUGUGGCGAGGGUUCAGCAUGACGAGCUUCAUGAAUCAGUGCUACGGAAACUCGGAGGAUAUCGGAAAGGGCCGCCAAAUGCCGAUACACUUCGGCACCAAUCAACUCAAUUUUGUCACCAUCUCGUCGCCGCUCACCACGCAAUUGCCGCAAGCGGUCGGAUCGGCGUACGCGUUCAAACGAACGCCGAACAAUAAUCGAGUGGUCGUUGUCUAUUUCGGAGACGGCGCGGCUUCUGAAGGCGACGCUCACGCCGCAUUCAAUUUUGCCGCCACACUCGAUUGUCCGGUGAUCUUCUUUUGCCGCAAUAACGGCUACGCGAUUUCGACGCCGACGAGCGAGCAGUACGGCGGCGACGGAAUUGCGGGCAAAGGGCCCGGCUACGGCUUGAACACGAUUCGCGUCGACGGCAACGAUGUGCUCGCUGUCCACAAUGCGACGAAGGAGGCUCGCCGAAUGGCGUUGGAGAACAAGCCGGUGCUCAUCGAGGCGAUGACGUACCGCCUGGGACAUCAUUCGACUAGCGACGAUUCGACGGCGUACCGAUCGGCUGAGGAGGUCGAGACGUGGGGCGACAAAGAUCAUCCGAUAACGCGAUUCAAGAAAUACAUCACCGAGCGCGGAUGGUGGAAUGAUGAAAAGGAGAAGGAAUGGCAGGCUGAGGUCAAGAAGGAGGUUCUGUCGGAAUUCGGAAAAGCUGAACAACGAAAGAAAGCUCAUUACCAUGAAAUGUUUGAGGAUGUGUAUGAUCAGCUGCCGCCAAGACUCGUCCGCCAACGAGACGAGCUCGACAAGAUCAUCGCUGAGUACAAAUCGGAAUAUCCGAUGGAGACAAUAUUGCCGAAAUAA